This is a messenger RNA of Cannabis sativa, 1401 nucleotides long. RefSeq lists its product as uncharacterized. Gene Ontology annotation, cellular component: membrane. The record is from RefSeq and is a predicted model, not a curated record. Bases 379 to 1284 code for a protein of 301 amino acids. The transcript has 8 exons. NCBI's taxonomy places the organism in Eukaryota, Viridiplantae, Streptophyta, Magnoliopsida, Rosales, Cannabaceae.
AAUGUGGGCCUACAAGGAAUCGUGACACACAUCAAACGAGGAAGGGCUUUAAUAGGUUCACGAUCAAGUCACUUAUUGUGGUUAGUAUGGUACAUUAUUGAACUUAUAUGUAAACUGUUUAUGCCACUUCACUUCUUUCUUGUCUUCUGAUGACAACCUUUAGUGGUCAUCCACCUCCUCCUUCCCAUCUAUCUUGAUCGGACUACUAUCCAUCUAUCAAUCGAUUCAUAAAUUCUAUUCUAUACUUGUGAUAAGAAAACCAUUGUCGACAAAUGAGGAAUCUUUAACCCCGUAUACACUUGAAUCCUCAUCAAGUUUUAUCCUUUUCAGAAUAACUUUUACUCUACAGGCUUGGAACCAAUCUGGGUCUUUGGGAAAAUGUCCAAACAAGGCUUUGAUUACUGGUUUCAAUGGCAAGUUCCGGUGUGUGCUUUGCUCUUCAUCAUACCAGCUGUGGUAGCUGUGAGAUACAUUAAGAAGGAAAAGGCAGAGCCUUUAAGAUCCUUUGACUUGUGGAAUUGUUGUUGGAGAAAUCUCAGUCCAAUUUGGCUUCUAUUAUACAGAGCUUUUUCUUUUAUUUGCUUGGCUUGGAUGCUCUAUAGCACGGUCUCAAUAACUGGACCUUUUGUCUUCUUCUUCUACACCCAGUGGACUUUCUCAUUAGUUAUGUUAUAUUUUGCGUUGGGGACUGUUAUAUCUGCUCAUGGAUGUUGGAUGUCUACAAAAAAAUCCUCAUCUGAAGAAGGAACCACAACUUUUGAGGAGGAAGAAUUCAAAGACAAAAUCAAGUUAAGCAGUUCGCAUGCGAAAAAAGAGAUUAACCAAAAUGCAGGAUUAUGGGGAUAUCUAAUGCAGGCUAUGUAUCAGACUUGUGCGGGUGCUUCUAUCUUGACAGAUUUGGUAUUUUGGUGCCUUUUAGUUCCAUUACUAGCCAAUGUUCAGUUUGAACUAACUCUGUUGAUAGGGUGUCUACACGCUGUCAAUGUUGUCUUCCUUAUUGGGGAUACUGCACUCAAUGGCCUUCCAUUUAAGUGGUUUGGCUUUGCCUAUUUUGUGCUGUGGAGUUGUCUCUAUAUUACUUUCCAGUGGAUCGUUCACGCUUGUGGUUUUAUGACAUGGUGGCCGUAUCCAUUUCUCGAGCUCAAUACACCAUGGGCACCCUUGUGGUAUUUUGGAGUGGCGUUAUUUCAUAUUCCCUGUUAUUGGAUAUACACACAACUUUUCAAAGCCAAAAAUUAUGUUCUGCCCAGAUUGUUUCCACGAGCUUUUGUUAGGCUAAAUUAGUGUGUCAUUGUUGUUCGUAUGGAAUGUAUCAGCUGUUUUUCAUCCAACCUCCGUUUCAACAUUUGAUUUGGACCUUAGAAAUAAAAUGGAUAUAAGUUUAAAUGGUAUUUUUAAAAA